Molecule: messenger RNA, 999 nt
Organism: Peromyscus leucopus (white-footed mouse)
Lineage: Eukaryota; Metazoa; Chordata; Mammalia; Rodentia; Cricetidae
Gene: Ndufs8
Product: NADH:ubiquinone oxidoreductase core subunit S8
Exons: 7
Coding region: 304-936 (210 amino acids)
Biological process (GO): mitochondrial electron transport, NADH to ubiquinone; mitochondrial respiratory chain complex I assembly
Cellular component (GO): membrane
Molecular function (GO): 4 iron, 4 sulfur cluster binding; NADH dehydrogenase activity
Source: RefSeq, a predicted model, not a curated record
CUCCGCCUCCCGGCUGGACCGCGCCUGGGCCAGGGAAGGAGCCGGCGCGCCUCAAGGUGGGUGUCCAGGGCAAGGCGGCGAGGACAGGGCCUGGGUGGCCUGACGACGGGGUUGGACGUGGCGUCAGCGCUCACUCCGCGAAGUCUGGGGUCUGGCGGGUCGGCUGGGGACCUGUGGCUUCUGCGUCCUUCCGCGAGCUGCAGGGCCGGGAAGCCUGCACCCUCAGGCGCAUGCGCUGCCUUGCCGGAUGCCUUCUGCGCUCGUAGGGUCAGAGGUCAAGGGGAAGGUCUGAGAGAGAGAGUGAUGUACCGUCUGACCUCAGUCAUGCUACCACGGGCCUUGGCCCAGGCCAUGCGCGCAGGACAUCUCAGUGGCCGAAGCCUCCACAGCAGUGCAGUGGCAGCCACCUACAAGUACGUGAAUGUGUCAGAGUUAGAGAUGGACAUGAAGUCCGUGACGGACCGUGCAGCCCGGACUCUGUUGUGGACAGAACUCUUCCGAGGACUGGGCAUGACCCUGAGCUACCUCUUUCGGGAGCCUGCUACCAUCAACUACCCGUUUGAGAAGGGCCCACUGAGUCCACGCUUCCGCGGGGAACACGCAUUGCGCCGCUACCCAUCCGGGGAGGAACGCUGCAUUGCCUGCAAGCUCUGUGAGGCCAUCUGUCCUGCACAGGCCAUCACCAUCGAGGCUGAGCCAAGAGCCGAUGGCAGCCGCCGGACCACACGCUAUGACAUCGACAUGACCAAGUGUAUCUACUGCGGUUUCUGCCAGGAGGCCUGCCCUGUUGAUGCCAUCGUGGAGGGCCCCAACUUUGAGUUCUCCACCGAGACUCAUGAGGAGUUGCUGUACAACAAGGAGAAGUUGCUGAAUAACGGAGACAAGUGGGAGGCUGAGAUCUCCGCCAACAUCCAGGCUGACUACCUGUACCGGUGACCUGGCCACUUGGCUCGGUUCCUGUAGCCCCUGCUGCCCAUAAAGAAGCUAUGGUCCUACAAC